CUAUGGCCAAGAAAGCUGAGUUACGGCGGAGCUGCACCUUCUGUCGCACCCGCAAGAUCGCCUGCUCCGGCGAGCGCAUCUGCAAUGCUUGUCGUUCCCGGUCGAUUGAAUGUGUUUAUGAUCUGGAGAUCGCCAAAGGUCGACCUCGCCUGAACAAGACGACAUCCACCCGGGCCUCCAUAUCGGCCGGACCGGCCGGGCCCAGUCCCAUCACGCUGGAAGACGGAGAGCCGGGAGACGGAGGUCACUCCAUCACGUCGGCGGUUAACCCCAGCAUCACUCCUCUCACCGGAGUGAUGGCAGAGCUGGAGGUGAUGUUUCGCGAAAAUUUCGGUGAAGAUCCCAUGGCAGCCCCAUCGAAUCAAUUCCAGGACCGAGUGGCUCGCUUCAAUCGAAAUUUAGCGGCCGGAAGAGCCAGCCAGGGCCCAUCCACGCCGGCGGGCAGUCUCACUUACCCCGGAUUUUUGGCCCUAUUGAUGCAGGAUCUUGCUGAGACAGUCACCGGUAAAUUCGGUGACCUGGGCUGUCAUCCCUUCUUUGGACCUGGGGAGCGCUUCUAUCGCGCCUGCAUGCUUCAGGACACCACGAAGACCAUGUUCGAUACUGCGUGUCUCCCAUCACCUUCCACUUCUACGCCAUCGGGUGGUGAAGCGGACAUCUUGGCCGAUUACAACUCACAUCUGAUCACUCAGCAUCUCGAGGUCUGGAUGAGUAACCAUCCCUUAUCGAUUAUCAUUUCUAAAUCCCUGCUGCUCCGCGAUCUGCGUAGCCAAACAGCCAAUCGGGUACUGUUGGCGGUCAUGCUGGCAGACGCUCAUCACUUUGCCGAUAACUCUGCCAAGGGGGAUCGCCUGCUGCAGUGGGCCGUCUCCCAACUCUCGAACAUUCCUGCGGGCCAGGAAGAUCUUACUACCGCGCAGAUUACCCUGUUAUUGGGCUGGUUUCAUGUCUGCCGCGGACACUCCCGCCGGGCAUUGUGCUAUGUGGGCUACGCCGGUCGCAUCACGACCAAGCUGGCCAGCCAGCUGCAUGAAUCGCCUCUGACUGGUCAGACGCACAUAAAUGGCAUCGAUCGGGGCGCUGUUGAAGCAGAGAUGAUCCACCAUAUGUACUGGGUGAUGUUGGCCCUUACUGUAUGGUCCUUUAUCCAGAUGGACAUGCCUCUAGCGGAUCUCCUCCCCGCGCAGCUGUUGCAGGUACUCCCUGCAAGAACAACGCCCGAUUCCACGCUGCUGCAACUGGAUCGCGCGACGGAUAAUCUAUCUACCCUCAAGCCCCAACUCUCUUCAUUACAGUCAGUUUGGCUCUUGUCACACGUAACCGUUCUCAGCGCCCACCUGUACGCUCUGUAUCCCCAACACCUUCGCAGUCCUCCGGAGCCGCAACCAUGGCAAGAUCUAAUGCUACAUCGGCUCAACCGUCUCCUGCGACAGGGACGUAGUAUGACACAGAUUUGCUCUGAUUCUCGAAACGCUCUCCUGGACAUUAUCGUGGUGCUGCAGAAGGAGUCGGCCCAUGGUCGCGGGGAACCUACCCUGCUCGCCUUGUACCUGGCCGUAUCGAUACACCUUCUCUUCCCACGCGAUGAGACCGGCCAUCAUGUCCACAACUCUCAGACCUUUGUUCUGAGCGAUACGCUCUUUCAACAAUUGAUCGCGUCCAUACAGGAUUUGAAGCAGCUCUUUCCAGCCAUCAGCUCCGUCGCGCGGCAUGACUCGGCCCAGCCAGCCAGCACGGGUUCUGCCGGAUUGCAUUUUUACCUCCUCGCCUUGGACGCCCUCGGUCGGGCUCUCAUGUACGUACUCACUGUCUGGGACCGUGUUACGGCGGUAGAGCAGCGGGUCUGGCAGGAUCGACUUCGCGGAUUGUUGGACGGGGGCCUUGCGAUGCAUGACCUGUUCGAAUACGAUGCUCUGUUACAAGAUCACCGAUGGCGCUCAGUGAAAAAGCACCUGAAGACUGCAUGCAAGGGAAUCAAAGGAGUGCUUUCCGGCAGCCGGGACCAGGGCUCUCGCAGCUCCUCGUCUUCUGUCUCCUCUCUGGACCUGUCCUUCGCGUUACCGUCGCGGCCAACACCGGCGAUGGGCAUCCCCACCAGUGAGGAAGGCCGCAGCGAGAUGAUGUUCCCCACGAUGCCCUCUGCCAGCGGCGUACCCUCAUCCAUCUCGUCGUCAAUCUCGCACAUCUCCCGCGAAGUUGGCCUUAGCUGGCCAGGGGACGGGCAAAUACUCCCGACCCAAGAACAAGGACCACGAGAGAGCUCGCAUCCCGCAGCGUCGGAUUUGUCUGACUUCGACCUUGCCCCCUUCGUGUCUUUGGGAUCGGUCGACUCAAUGCAAAAUGGGGACGAACGAUCUCGGAUCAUGCAGCAAUUUUCUCCCAACCCGAUGUCACUGCCUUCAUUCUGGCACGACCCACAAUUCAGCCCGGCGCACCACUUGGUGGGCACGAUGCCCCCGCCGUCAUUGAUCUCGCUGGCAGACCUGGGAAUGGGCGAGCGGGGGCAGAAGCGCUCAUCGGAGAAGUUGAGUGGUUUAAGCGAGGGGGAUACGCCGGGGACGAGUGCAGAUGGGGGGACAAAGAGGCGAAUGAAGGGGAUGUAA
This is a messenger RNA of Aspergillus welwitschiae, 2603 nucleotides long. RefSeq lists its product as uncharacterized. Gene Ontology annotation, cellular component: nucleus. The transcript has a single exon. The annotation marks the transcript as partial. Gene Ontology annotation, molecular function: DNA-binding transcription factor activity, RNA polymerase II-specific; zinc ion binding. Gene Ontology annotation, biological process: regulation of DNA-templated transcription. Lineage: Eukaryota; Fungi; Ascomycota; Eurotiomycetes; Eurotiales; Aspergillaceae. The record is from RefSeq and is a predicted model, not a curated record.